GUGUGUGUGUGUGUGUGUGUGUGUGUGUGUGUGUGUGUGUGUGUGUGUGUGUGUGUGUGUGUGUGAGAGAGCGAGAGAAGAGUCAGCUGGUCGGAAAGUACAGGUUGAGAUCAACGUAUGUGUGCGUGUGUGAGCGUGCAAGGAAAGCACUUCGGGGGGACAAGGUGAGGACAAUAGACCAGCGGACAGAGUUUUUGGGGGAAGCAGUUUGUGUGGAGAUCCAGACGAGGACAGUCGAAGCGCGCCGGGUGCUACUCCGUCGUGAGUCCUGGAGACGAUUCUUGAGCUGCGUCCUGCCCUAUGAUUAACGGCGCUGGUGAGACCAGAGGGUGUCAUCCUGUACAGAGGGAAUACUGAAGGAACACCAUGGCCUUAGCAGGAUGCCCUGACUACUUCUUACGUCACUCAAACUACCAGGAAAGCAUGGAGCGCACUUCUUCUCGCAGGCCUGAGGAGCUGAAUGUUCCAGGCUUUCAGCGUUCGGCCAAUCAAAAUUUGCCACAUCACCAUGACGAUGAUGUGGACCUGGAGCAGCUGGUGAAUGACAUGAACUCCUCCAUGGAGAGUGUGUACUCUACACAGGCAGACACGGCACUGCUCCUGUACAACGGCCACGUGCAUGCUCCACACCACCACCACCACCACAUGCACCCUGCCUACCCGGGACACGGCCAGGCCCACCGUCGUCACACCCCGCCCCUGCUCGCUUCCUCCCCCUCCAGGGAGAGGCUGCGCCACUCUCAGCCCAUGCACAUCCAGGCCGUCAGGUGCCUGCAGGAAGAGCAGCAGCUGCGUCCAGCCUCCCUGCCGGCCAUCCCCAACCCUUUCCCUGAGCUCUGCAGCCCAGCAGGCUCCCCCGUUCUCAGCCCCAUACAGACCACUGACAACCACAUAGUGAAGGUGUGGAGCGAGGAUGGCGCCGGUAAAGUGGUGGAGAUCCCAGCAGACAUGACGGCCAGAGACGUCUGUCAGCUCCUGGUCUACAAGAGCCACUGUCUGGACGACAACGCCUGGACACUGGUGGAGCACCACCCCAUCCUUGGCCUUGAAAGAUGUCUGGAGGACCACGAGCUGGUGGUUCAGGUUCAAGCCUCCAUGAGCAGCGACAGUAAAUUCCUCUUCAGGAAGAACUAUGCCAAAUAUGAAUUCUUCAGGAACCCCCUGAACUUUUUUCCAGAGCAGAUGGUGGCUUGGUGUCAGGAGUCUGAUGGCUCAAUCCCUCAGUCACAGCUCUUACAGAACUUUCUGAACUCCAGCAGUUGUCCAGAAAUCCAGGGCUAUCUGUACUUGAAGGAGCCUGGACGCAAGUCCUGGAAGAAACUCUACAUGUUUCUGCGACGUUCUGGGCUCUACUUCUCUACUAAAGGAACAUCCAAGGAGCCCCGACACUUGCAGCUGCUCUCUGAUCUGGAGGACAGUAACAUCUUCACCAUCAUCACGGGCAGAAAACUCCACAACGCUCCCACAGACUACCAGUUCUGCAUCAAGCCCAGUAAAGCGAGGAGUGACUGUAAGGAGCUAAAGAUGCUGUGUGCCGAGGACGAACAGAGCAGGACCUGCUGGAUGACUGCCUUCAGACUGCUCAAAUAUGGGAUAGUACUGUAUCAGAGCUACAACGUUCCCCAGCAGAGGAAGUCUAACCUCUCGCCUUUCUCGGCGCCUGUGCGGAGUGUAUCUGAGAAUUCCCUGGUCGCCAUGGACUUCUCCGGACGGACAGGCCGCGUCAUUGACAACCCCGUCGAGGCCCAGAGUGCAGCCCUGGAGGAGGGACAGACCUGGAGGAAACGGAGUCAGCGUAUGAAUGUCCUGGGCAGUCCCAGCCCGCUACACCCAUCCUCUCUGAGCACAGUGAUCCACAGGACACAGGUAUGGUUUCAUGGUCGCAUCAUGAGAGAGGAAGCCCAUAAAAUGAUCAUACAACAAGGCCAAGUAGACGGGUUAUUCCUGUUGCGUGACAGUCAGAGUAAUCCCAAGGCGUUUGUGCUCACCUUGUGCCACCACCAGAAGAUCAAGCACUUCCAGAUCCUACCGUGUGAGGAGGACGGUCAGGUGUUCUUCAGCCUCGACGACGGCGCCACCAAGUUCACCGACCUGAUACACCUGGUGGAGUUUUACCAGCUCAACAGAGGAGUGCUGCCCUGCAAGCUCAAACACCCCUGCACCGCUGUGGCCUUGUGACACUCCACACCCCUAACACCUCUACUCCCUUUUUGCACACCUCUCACCCUGAGAUCCCUACCCCCAUCUGCCCCUCCCUCACCGAUGCAUUGAGGUUGUGGAGAUUUAGAAAAGUAAAGUCAAGUUGUGGGGAUGUGAAUAACUCAGCAGGAGCCUGCGUUGGAGGUUUGAUUUCCCCAAUGGGCCUGUGCUUUUCUCCGCCUGAGCGCUGUUUGGAUGUUUGAAUGGGAAUUGUUCGGACAGUUGAAGCGUUGCAGAUUGUGGAACCAGCAGUCACCCAACUCCUAUGAUAUUGUCAUGGAGACUUGGUUGUUUUGUCAUUGCCGUUUUUUACCCUGGAGACAGAGCGUAUGUUGUGAAAACACAAGACAGCUAAGAUCUGUUCAGCAGGAGUGCUGCAGGUCUCACGAAUGCAUCCCUCACCCAUCAACCCCCCAAUCUCCCUCAUCCUCCAGGCCUGAUAAGCUGUGGUGCCCGCCCCACCCUCGCCCCUUCGCUGCAGAGGUGGGCGGGGAGCGCCACCCUCUGACUUCCUCAUCGAUCAUCAGGGAUGGACGGGAACCUCUAUGGGUCUUAUCAAACGCGAUCCAGGAGUUUUCUCGACCUGUGCAGUCCAGUCUGGAUAAGCUGACCACCCCCUCCUCCCAACACCCGAGUGGACUUAAUGCGGCCUCUCUGCUGUGUCCUGUCCCACCAUCCCCUGGUGCCACCCUGAUCCCUCCACAGAAGCUCAGAGAAAAGUUGGGAGAGAAAAGAGAAGUAAAGGCAAGAUGAGCAGAGCAGUGGCGAGGGUUUGCUGAAAGGACAGAGGAAUGUUUAUCAGGAAGGCUGUAACAAGCCUCUCUUGUAGAGUUGAUUACUUGAUUGUCAUUUUAAUGCUGUUUUAUUACUGUUGAUUCAAUGCAGAACUAGUUUUGCACUCCCGGGCGGACAGACGACAGCUGUUCUCUCUAGCUAAAUGAAGCUGCCUGCUCUCAGUUCGUCGUCCUCCUCCUCCUCACCCCCCUCCUGAAAUGCAUGCAUGUGAAUUUCCACCAGUUCUGAUUGGAUUACAGUGGCGUGGGAGCAAAGACAGUCACGGGUGAUUAUGCAGUGCCUUUCAGACAGGUUUGGGAACAUCUUGGACCUCCGUGUGGCUUGAACCAACAUGACCACGCUUUGGUAAAAACGAAUGCUCUUGAAGCUGCUGCAGCGUCUCAAGACCAUGAGGAAGAGGAGGAAGACUGUUAAAUAGACUCCUGAAAAGUGUGUCCACCCCAGAGAUUCUACCAUUUCAGUCAUUUUUUUAAAUUGAAGGGGUUAAAUUUGUUGGUGAAUUUGUCUUUGAAUGUCAUUUUCUUUUCCCAAAUCUGUUCUGAGCUCACUGCUUGCACAUUUUAAUUAUAUUGAUUUGAUAUUGAUGGGUUGGAGCUGUCAUGUUCAGAUUCUGACCACUGUUCCCUCUCUCCAGAAAAGACAAAUCAACAGAAGCACUCCCGUAACGUUUAGUUUUUUCUUUGUUUUAAUAUGGAAUUGAACAAAUGACUUGAAAUGUGAACUCAGUUGACUGUGCAUCAACACACAGUCGAAUGAGAUUCACUCGCCUUAAGUGAAAAUUGUGAGCCUUGUGUAUGAAAUCUAAGCUAUAUCAAAAUGCACAUACAGUAACACAUUUCAGAUUUUAAGAGGAUGGAGUAACAUCAAGAGUUUAAGAUAAUUUUAAAUGAAUAGUUUAACAUUUUUGGAAAUACUCCUAUUCACUUUUUAGUCAAGAGUUAGAUGGGAAGAUCAAUACCACUCCAAUGUCUAUACGCUUAAUAUGAAGCCAAAGCCAGCAGCCAGUUAGCUUAGCUUAGCAUAAAGAAUGGAAACAGGGUAAACAGCCAGCCUGGCUCUUUCCAAAGGUAACAAAAUCCAUCUACCAGCACCUUUAAUGCUCACUAAUUAACACAUUAUAUCUUGUCAAAAAUGACAAUUUGUGUUUUUUUGUGUUUGACGGGCGCAGUGACUUCAUAGCUAAGCUAACCAGCUGCUGGCUGUACAGUAGCUUCAUAUUUAGGGUACAAACCACAAUGGAUAUAAGUCUUGGACUAUUAUGUUAUCCUUGAAAUUGUUUAGGUAUGUGUGACCUUUCUCUCAUUGUGUAAACUAAACUAAAGACAUGACAGUGGUAUCAAUCUUCUCAUCAGCUCUUGGCAAGAAAGCAAAUAAGUAUAUUUCCCAAAAUAUCAAACUAUUUCUUAAAAGUACAAAUCCACUUGAACACACUUCAGAAAACAGGUACUGGUGAUGCAACCUCGCAUUCCUGGACCUAUUUUCUUGUUGGGUGCUGUAUUUAUCUUAUUUCUGCAGAUAACUGGCUAAUAUGUAACAUCAUGUCCAGAUAUUUCCAACAUGAGAGUUUGCUAGCAUCAAUGGUGAACAUCAAUUUCUGGUGUCAGUCCCUCACAAUUUAACAGUAAGGACUUGUUUUUUUGCAACAAUCAUACAAGGAUAAAUUCCUGAUAAUAGAGGUAGAGGAAGCCAUUUCCACACCAGUAGUAGCCUCAGUAGCCCAGAAUGCCUUGCAGCCAUUUGUUGUGUUGUCAGUAAAGUGCUAUACCAGUUUUCAUGAAUUAUUUUAGAGCUAAAAUGAUUAAUUGAUUAAUCACAGAAAAUUAAGUGGAUAAUCAAUAACUGAUUUUUAAGCAAAAAUGUCAUGUUUCCAGCUUUUCAAAUGUGAGCAUUUGCAACUUUUCCUUGUCUUAAAGUAAACUUAACAUCUGUGGGGUUUGGACUGUUGGUCAGACAAAAAAAGUAAUUUGAAGAUGCCACCUUGGUAUCUAGGAAAUUGUGAUGGACAUUUUUCACAAUUUUCUGACAUUUUGUUGACCAAACAAUUCAUCGAAUAAUCAAGGAAAUUGGCAAAUUUAUCAUAAUUUGGCUAACUAGCUCAAUUUCAUGGUCAUGCCUAUUUCUGGUGGAUGUUGAAAAGCAUUCUGGGAGAUGAAGUGAAAAGGAGACAAGGCAGGUAUACUAGGCAAAGUUCAUCCACCAAAGAGUUGUGACACUUAAUCACUAAGCAAAUCUAACUUAAAGCCAUUAUGGCUUUUUUCUCUAAAUUUGUACCUGACUGCUGUGUCGUCAACCGACAGAAAACUCCUUUUGUCUUUUCCUGCCUUCUCCUACUGUUGUGUGACCAGUGAAUGGAAAGCUGCAAGUGAUAUAACACCUUCUUAGGCUCGCUCUCCAUCCCUCCUGCCCUCACCUGCACCUCCCCUCCAUCCUGUGCCAGAUUCACAGUGAACAGGGUUAGCACGAGGCCAUCAGACCCCCUGCCAGGCUAACUAAACUCUCCUCAAGUACUGUCAUUGACUCACAAGCCACUGCCGCCACCAUUCGACCAAUCACGUGACUGACUCAGCAGCUCUGCGCUCCACCAAUCAGGCUUUUCUAGCCAGCCAGGGCGGACUCUCUCCAGGGAUUGGAUAAUGCUUGAACCCCCUGCCCCCCUUUCCCACCUGUGUCCAGCCUGUAAGCUAUGACCCUGUGGUGAAUAUGUGUGUGUGUGUGUGUCUGUGUGUGUGUGUGUGGAUGGCCAGACUGUUAUAUUCAUUAUUCAGGAUUGCUAAGUGUGCUGGUUAUCAUAACUUGCCUUUUAGAGACCGUAAGAGGAAGGUUGCUUGUCAGUUAGGUAAAGUCAAGCUAAGCCAUGGAUUUAGAGGCUCAGGAGUUUGGCUGGAGGUAUCCCAGAAUUCCCCGUCCUCAGCUGAAGUCAUUUCCUGUCUGUCAGAGAUGGACUCGAAGCCACAUCGCUAUUGGAGCAGCGGGGACGAACAACCGUCCUUUCCUCCUCUCCCUCCAUUUUUAAUCACUGUGCUACAAUGCAAUCCUAUAGACAAGCCCAAGUAUAUGAAUAUACCAGUAUACAGUAUCAUUUGUUUUCUAAGUAUGUGAAGCUAUGGAGAAGACGUAGAUCUAACACUGUACCUAGGUCACAGAUCACUAUGUAUGGGGCGUUAUGCUUUUGCUCAUAACUCCGUGUAAAAUGAAGAAUUUUUUCCUUUUUUUCCAUGAUUUGAUUGUGUGUAUAUUGACAUUAUUGUGUAUUUUCUUUGAUUUGCCACAAAAUUACCUUUUUUUUAUAUAUAUAUAAAAAUAUAUAUACCACAGUAUAUACAGUAUUAAAUUAAGGUGUUUUUUUUUAUUUUAAGAGAUCAAACUGGAUUUUUGGCGUGUGUCAAAUUUCUGAACAUCAGUUGUGUGUAUAAGCUGACAGGCUGACAGUCUUCAACUCUGCCAGCGUCCAAUUCUGAUGCCAUUUUGUUUUAAAACCACAUCUUUUGAAUAUCCCCUCUCUGUCUGUCUGCCACAUCUGAUUCCACUCAUUUACUUUCGGUUUCAAGGCAGUAAAUGUUUGGAUAUUAACCUUACACACACACACACACACACACAGUAGUUUUUAAUCGAGAGCACACACACCAAUGCUUAACCCUUGGGGAUAUUCUUAGCAGCUUUUCUACACCUUUCAUCGCAAGUAGUGCAAUUAUACGCUGUAGCUUAAGAGGGUUUUGUAUUUCACUAUGUCCAUUUACUCUGAUUUUAAGGUGCAUAACAUAGUUUUUUAAAUUCUUUUUCUUAACUAAGCCUAUUCUUGCAGCAGGUGCCUCUUGUUUGUGAAUAGUAUCAAGUCCUUAGUUGCCAUCCGUCCACUCACUGCAUUCAUUUACAGUUAGCUGUAACUGUGAAACAUAAUCCUACUGGAACUAAAUCUUAAUAUCAGGUCAACAUCGCAUACAAGUCCCAUUGACAUUGAUGACUAACAGUGUAGGUGCAAGUGAAACUGACUCACUGUUGGUUGAUUUUUAUUUUGGGGUUGAAGUCAUCAUAAGCUGAAGUCAAAUAAACAUUUCAGGGAAAGAAAAAAAAAGGAGCAAAUGAACCGUAAUUAUUUUUUCAGAAAACCCCACUGUGCUUGCUUCAUUCUGUCUGUACGGCUCUGGAUCUACAUUGUAUCCUGUUCAGGUAUUUUUGUACAAAUAAGGGACUGAUAUAUUCUCUGUUUAUUGGAAAUUAGAAUAAAAGACAACAUUGCUAUAAACCAAAAA
This is a messenger RNA of Siniperca chuatsi (mandarin fish), 7244 nucleotides long. RefSeq names its product growth factor receptor-bound protein 10-like. The coding region runs from base 367 to 2178 and encodes 603 amino acids. Gene Ontology annotation, biological process: insulin receptor signaling pathway; negative regulation of Wnt signaling pathway; negative regulation of insulin receptor signaling pathway. The record is from RefSeq and is a predicted model, not a curated record. The transcript is spliced from 17 exons. Lineage: Eukaryota; Metazoa; Chordata; Actinopteri; Centrarchiformes; Sinipercidae. Gene Ontology annotation, molecular function: insulin receptor binding.